This is a messenger RNA of Propithecus coquereli (Coquerel's sifaka), 2280 nucleotides long. It is a transcript of the gene TTC38, whose product is annotated as tetratricopeptide repeat domain 38. The transcript is spliced from 15 exons. NCBI's taxonomy places the organism in Eukaryota, Metazoa, Chordata, Mammalia, Primates, Indriidae. The record is from RefSeq and is a predicted model, not a curated record. The coding region runs from base 245 to 1567 and encodes 440 amino acids. Gene Ontology annotation, molecular function: protein binding.
GCAGCAUCCUGCUGCGUGGGAACCAGGUUGAAGGAAGUCCAGUGAGGAGGGGUUCAGUGAAAUAAAGGGGCAGGCCUGACUGCUGGAAGAACAACAGGUAUGCAGGAAAGAUCUGCAAAUCAGGAGGAAGGCCCUUACCAAGAACUUGACCAUGCUGUCACCCUGAUCUUGGACUUCUAGCCUCCAGAACGCGUGGAAGGAUGCUGGGCUCCCACUCUCCACCCCAAGCAACGAAGCCUGCAAGAUGUUCGAUGCAACCCUGACCCAGUAUGUAAAGUGGACCAAUGACAAGAGUCUCGGGGGCAUUGAGGGCUCCCUGUCAAAGCUCAAAGCAGCAGAUCCGACCUUCGUGAUGGGCCACGCCAUCUCUAACGGCCUCGUGCUGAUUGGCACCGGGAGCUCCGUGAGGCUGGACAGAGAGCUGGACCUGGCUGUGAAGACAAUGGUGAAGAUUUCGAAAACGCAGCCCCUGACGCGGCGGGAGCAGCUGCACGUGUCUGCGGUAGAGACCUUUGCCGAGGGGAACUUUCCGAAAGCCUGUGAACUGUGGGAACAGAUUCUCCGGGACCACCCAACAGACAUGUUGGCCCUGAAAUUCUCCCACGAUGCCUACUUUUACUUGGGCUACCAGGAGCAGAUGCGCGAUUCUGUUGCUCGAAUUUACCCCUUCUGGACACCUGACGUCCCCCUUAGCAACUACGUGAAAGGCAUCUAUUCCUUUGGAUUGAUGGAAACCAACUUCUACGAUCAGGCAGAAAAACUCGCCAAAGAGGCCUUGGCCAUUAACCCGACAGACGCGUGGUCGGUGCACACCGUCGCCCACAUCCACGAGAUGAAGGCAGAGCUCAAGGAGGGGCUGGAGUUCAUGCAGCGCUCAGAGAACCACUGGAAGGACUCUGACAUGCUUGCUUGUCAUAAUUAUUGGCACUGGGCUUUAUAUCUGAUCGAAAAGGGCGAAUACGAGGCCGCGCUGACCGUUUUUGAUAACCACAUCCUGCCCAGCCUGCGGGCCAGCGGUACAAUGCUGGACGUGGUGGACAGCUGCUCCAUGCUCUACCGCCUGCAGAUGGAAGGGGUGUCUGUGGGCCAGCGGUGGCAAGACGUCCUGCCCGUGACCCGGAAGCACAGCCAAGACCAUGUCCUGCUAUUCAAUGACGCCCACUUCCUGAUGGCGUCCCUGGGCGCACGGGAUUCCCAGACCACACGGGAGCUGUUGACCACCCUGCGGGACGCCAGCGAAUCCCCAGGGGAGAACUGUCAGCACGUCCUGGCUCGAGACGUGGGGUUGCCCCUGUGUCAGGCCCUGGUGGAGGCUGAGGAUGGGAACCCCGACCGCGUCGUGGAACUGCUCCUGCCCAUCCGCUACCGGAUCGUCCAGAUCGGAGGCAGCAACGCGCAGAGAGAUGUCUUCAACCAGUUACUGAUUCACGCGGCCUUGAACUGCACCUCCAGCGUCCAUAAGAACGUGGCCCGGAGCCUUCUGAUGGAGCGGGACGCCUUGAAGCCUAACUCGCCCCUGACUGAGCGGCUCAUCCGCAAGGCGGCCACUGUCCACCUCAUGCAGUGAGCCGGACCGGCUGCCUCUACCCUGCAGAACCCCUGCCGUGGCCUCCCCAGCUCCGCUCGGCUGCUGCACUGGGUUAGGGGCAGGAAACAGCCAGAGCCUGUUCGUGAGGCUGUUAGACGGGGGUCUCCAGCCUUAAGCAGAAAGCCCUGAAAACCAACAUUUUUACGGGGAGUGGGGUCACAAAUUCAUUUUAAAUAUGAUUCAGGAUCCUCUAGUGCUUGUUGGGGGCCAAUGUGCAUUUUUAAGCAGUCAGAGCCAGUGGAGGAGCUGGUCUUUCCACUUGCCUCGCAAACUGUUUUCCCAGAGAAACAUUUCUACUUCCUGUCAUUCAGAGGUUGGAGGGCAGGGCACGGCUGGGGCAGACCCAGCUGGAGGAGGGUCUUCCAGACAAGGCCAUGGAGGCAGCCUCCCCACCAGGAUGCCCCCACUGCCCUCCUUACAGAUGAACAAGCACUGCCCUUUCUGCUGCCUCUGAGGGAAGUCUUCGAGCCUCCCUGGGGGCUUUGGUGGUGCUGAUCUGGACUUGUUUCUCUUUUUAAAUUGCACACUGUAAGGAGGCCUCGGGUACAUGCUUUGGUCAACUAUGAUUUUAAUCACAUGAAUUGAAUGUAUGUGCAUUUCUGGGGUGUGAGGAUUGAGCUCAGGGCUGCUCUGCUGUGGCAAAAACCAAAGUACUAUGACAUGUGGCUAUAACAGGAUUUGAGCUGGUCUUA